Molecule: messenger RNA, 4471 nt
Organism: Leucoraja erinaceus (little skate)
Lineage: Eukaryota; Metazoa; Chordata; Chondrichthyes; Rajiformes; Rajidae
Gene: utp15
Product: UTP15 small subunit processome component
Exons: 13
Coding region: 135-1718 (527 amino acids)
Biological process (GO): positive regulation of transcription by RNA polymerase I; rRNA processing
Cellular component (GO): nucleolus
Molecular function (GO): protein binding
Source: RefSeq, a predicted model, not a curated record
CCCGGCUGGUGGGCGGCCGUUGGUUUGGUUGGGACGGAAGUCGUUCGAGCGGCGCAUGAGGGGAGUGGAGUGGAGGCCGGAGAUUGUGUCUGGUGCACGAGAAAGGGUGGAGUUAAAAUAACAAUUGGAAAAAGAUGAGUUCUUACAAACCAACCGUGAUCCAGCACUACCCGAAACUUGGAAACACAGUCACACAAGACACGCUAUAUUGGAAAAAAUAUAGGCCUCCAGUUCAGAUCAAAGAGUUUGGUGCUGUGACACACAUAGAUAUCUCUUCAGUUGCUCCCUACAACUAUGCUGUAACUGCCUCUACAAGGAUCCACAUAUAUGGUCGAUAUUCUCAAGAGCCCAUAAAAACAUUCUCCCGAUUUAAUGACACAGCGUACUGUGGCACGUACAGAGAAGAUGGAAAGCUGCUUGUUGCAGGCUGUGAGGAUGGUGUUAUUCGCCUUUUUGACGUUGAUGGGCGUGCAGCACUACGACAGUACAAUGGACAUACAAAAGCGGUUCAAGUAACUGCAUUCACAUCUGACAAAUACCGUUUGAUGUCUGGGUCAGAUGAUUACACAGUUCGGCUUUGGGACAUUCCAACUGCAUCAAAACUCUGCACCUUUACAGAACACACCGAUUAUGUACGAUGCGGUUGCACCAGCAAUUUGAAUGCUGAUGUCUUUGUAACAGGUUCAUAUGAUCACACGGUGAAGGUAUUUGAUGCCCGAAUGGAUCAAAGCGUGAUGACUAUGGACCACGGGCAACCAGUAGAGAGUGUGUUGCUUUUUCCAUCAGGUGGACUUCUUGUAUCAGCAGGUGGUCGAUUUGUAAAAGUCUGGGACAUGUUAAAAGGAGGUCAGUUGUUGGCUUCAUUACGAAACCACCACAAGACUGUCACGUGCCUGUGUUUAAGCAGUUCGGGGGAGAGGCUGCUCUCAGGCUCCCUUGAUAGGCAUGUCAAAAUAUACAGUACAUCCACCUACAAAGUAGUGCACAACAUUAAUUAUGCAGCAUCCAUUCUGAGCUUAGCUUUAGCACCUGAAAAUGAAGCCAUUGUGGUAGGAAUGGCUAACAGUGUCCUAAAUAUCAGACAUCGGAAACGGCAUGACAAGAAGAAUGAGGUCGGUGAGGUUACAAAAAAGAGAAAGAGACCAUCUUACAAAUAUUUCAUUAAAGGAAAAGACUACAUGCCAAAAAAGAAUGAUUUUUUGGUCAGUAAGCCAGUGCGACAACAUCUAAAGAAAUAUGACAAGCUGUUGAAAAGUUUUGAAGUGUCACGUGCACUAGAUGCUGUAUUGCAGUCAAAUAUCAGGGUGAAGAACCCAGAAGUUACCAUUGGUGUUAUGCAAGAACUUAACCGCAGAGGGACACUUCAAAAUGCACUUGCAGGACGAGAUGAAAAACAGCUUGCUGUUAUACUUAACUUUCUUAACAGGAAUGUUGUUGAUCCAAGGUUCACAGCUGUUUUAGUAAAUGUUGCAGAGAUUAUUAUUGGUAUUUACAGUUCUGUGAUUGGUGAGUCAUCAGUGAUCGACAAGCAAUUCAUGAAGCUGCAAGAACUGACAGAAAGGGAGAUUGAUUAUCAAGAGGAACUGUUGGGAGUGCUUGGAAUGAUGGACACACUUUUUGCUACCAUGACAACCAAAAAGGAAGCAGUUGUACCCAGAAAUCUGAAUUGUGCCUUAAUUACUGGAGCAGAACAAGCAAAACCAAUGGCAAUUGCCUAGAAUCGGGCCUCCAUACUCUCAUUUGUGAGGUGGACUAGCACUAUUUUAUCUUGCUGUAAGCACCACAGAUUUGAAGGCAAACAUUGUAAAAUGCUCGUGUUGUUUACCUGCAUAUUUUCUGUCGUGCAAUAUGAAAGCAAAAGUAUUGCUAUGUUCCGUGAGUUUGACGUGACAUGCAAGGAAAAUGCAGCUACCGUGAACAAUAAUUUAGUAGAGAAUAUUUUUAUACCGUCUAUGUUCUGAAGGGACAACAAAUCUUUUGCAAUUGUGAGUUAUGCCUUCAAAAGUUUAGGCACCAAGUUGUGGACAAAAAGGCUCUGCAGAAAUUAUUAUCUCGAUCAAAGACUUGUAUCAUGGACAAUUAAGGCUUUUAACUUCAUCAGGUACCAAAUUAUCCGUGGUGCAUUCUUGCAGCACUCUUGUUUGACAUUAUUGGAAUACAGAGCCCAAUUCUUACAUUAUUUUCUUGAAAUAAGUUGAUACUGUCCAAAAUAAUUUUUAAAGAGCAAGUUGCUAAGAUGACACCUGUUCCCCGGAGAUAAAGAGCCAGCAAGAAUGGCUCACUGCUAGUAACCAUUAUGGAGAAGAAACAUAAUUAUGAGCAUAGUUACAAGUUCAUCAAUGUCACCUGACAUUUAUAUACUUAGUGGAUGAAUAUCUGGGAACCACGAUGUUGAGAUGUGAAGGUCAAUAAAUUUUAAGAAGUGUCCUGAGAAACCUAAUCUUUGUGAAGUGAUGGGUAAUCUUCAAUUAUCUUUACUCGCCCAGUCAAGAGAGGAGUAAACUACCAACAUAAUAGUCUUUCCUUUUUGAUAUCAUAGUCACACAGGUGGAAACGGGCUCUUUGGCCCAACUUGCCCACACCAACCAACAUGUUAACCAUCUACACUAGUCCCACCUGCCUGCAUUUGGCCCACAUCUCUCUAAACCUGUCCUAUCCAUGUACCUGCCUAAUUAUUUCUUAAACGGUGGAAUAGCUCCUGCCUCAACCACUUCUUCUGGCAGCUUAUUCCAUACACCUACCAGCCUUUGCGUGAAAAUUUUACACUUCAGAUUCCUGUUAAAUCUUUUUCCCUUCUCAAUUCCGCUACUCUGGGCACGAGACUCGGUGCGAUUACCCGAGCUAUUCCUCCCAUGAUUUUAUGCACCUCUAUAAGAUCACCCCUCAUCCUCCUGUGCGUCAAGUAAUAGAGUCCCAGCUUGCUCAACCUCUCCCUACAGCACGGACCCUCUAGACCUGGCACCAUCCUCGUGAAUCUCCUCUGUUCCCCCUGCAGCGUGACAUCUUUUCUGUAACAUGGUGCCCAGAACUCAACGCAAUACUCUAAAUGCGGCCUCACUAACGUCUUCCACAACUGCAACAUGACCUCCCAUCUUCUAUACUUAUAUCCAUUAUUAACUUUAUACCAGGAAUGUUUGGCCGAGAAGAUCUACCUCUCCUAUUAUAUUCCUCAUGGUCAAACUGUCGUGAGUUAUCUCUUGGGUUCUAAAGAAAAGCCUCUUGCGAAAUUUUUCUCCCACACAAAUUUUGUGCUGUAUUUUUUAAUUAUAAUUUAUAAUUGUGAAGAAUGAACCAUUGCAGUAAUUAUUUGUCAAAGUGAUCCCGUAAGGAAUUUUAUCUUGGAGAAAUUCAGCAGGUGCAGCAGCAUCUAUGGAGCGAAGGAAAUAGUCAACGUUUCGGGCCGAAACCCGUCUUCAGACUGAAACGUUGCCUAUUUUCAUCGCUCCAUAGAUGCUGCUGCACCCGCUGAGUUUCUCCAGCAUUUUUGUGUGCCUUCGAUUUUCCAGCAUCUGCAGUUCCUUCUUAAACACAAAGGAAUUUUAUCUUGAUGUCUCAUGUUAUUAUGUGAAAAAACUUUCAAGGACCCAAUCGUUGAAAAUGUUUCUGCACUGCAAAGACAAUUUGAAACAGAAAUGCCAAAUAGGGAAUGUCUGACAAUGUGUUAAUUAGUUCGAUGUUACAGAACUCUAGACUAUUCUUACUUGAGUUAUCAAGGAAAUGCUAGCAAUAAAAUUAAUUCACUAUCUUUGUUCCAGGAAUUUCUCCCCUAUCAACUUCAAUAACUCUGCUAUAUUUGAAACUAUAGCUUGCAAUACUUGCAACAGAAUUUUUGCACUUCAGCAAUUAGGUCUACUGCCAGGUAAUUAUCAGUAACUAUGAUGCUAGUAAUCUCAGUGGGUGUAUCAUCAGUUUUCUCAGAUGUUUGUGUGGAUCAUGGCCAAGUUAAUGAGAUCCUGAAUUUCCUAUGUGGAUACAAGGAAUUGCAAAUGCCAAUUUACUGAACAAGGUACAAAGUGCUGGAAUAACUCAGCGGGUCAGGCAGCAUCCCUGGUGAACAUGGAUAGGCGAUGUUUAGGAUCUGAAGAAUGGUCCCAACACGAAACGUCAUGUCCUCCAGAGAUGCUGCCUGACCCGCUGGAUUACCCCAGCACUUUGUGUCCUGAACGUCCUAUGGUUGCUUUUAGAUAGUUUUGAGGAGGACAUAGUCAGAAAUACAAAGUGGCUCAAGUGCUGAGAUCGCCCCUUUUCUGAGAGGAAAGGCUUGAUGUUACUUGUUCACUGCUUAACAAACAAUGUGGGGAAGUUUCAAAAUUAAGAUAAUGGUUUUCAGACAAGUACUUGGGAAAAGAAUUGUCAGACAUUACAUUUCCCUUCAUCGUGUUUCCAAUAUGUGGCAAUGUUUGAGCCAGUGUCCAAAAGGUACCGAAAUUGGAUUUAUUUAAAAAUAAAGAUUGCUGGUUCACAAACCUGA